Molecule: messenger RNA, 744 nt
Organism: Rhopalosiphum maidis (corn leaf aphid)
Lineage: Eukaryota; Metazoa; Arthropoda; Insecta; Hemiptera; Aphididae
Gene: mRpS34
Exons: 3
Coding region: 143-673 (176 amino acids)
Biological process (GO): mitochondrial translation
Cellular component (GO): mitochondrial small ribosomal subunit; mitochondrion
Molecular function (GO): structural constituent of ribosome
Source: RefSeq, a predicted model, not a curated record
CUCCGAUAGUACUAGCACCACUAGUCUACUAUAUUUUACUACGAAAAAACGUUUUUACAAAGUUAUGACUACAGUAGUUCGGUUUUAACUUUCAGAACUUAUAAAGUAUACAGCACAUUUUUUAAAUAAUAAUUCUGCUAAAAUGUCUGUUAAAUUGAUUGGCAGAACUACAAAUUUGUAUGGAAAGACGCUCUGGGAAAUUUUAGGCAAUCUAAGAACCACGGGUGUCGGUCGUCUGGUAACUAGGAACUCUUAUGAUAGAUAUGAAGAACCUAGCUUUUUUAAAGUUUUAUCCGUCGAACCUACCGCACAAAUAGAAGACAAAGCAAGGAAAGUAAUAGUUCAUGCCGAGAAAAUAUUCCGAGGUAAACGUUACAAAGAACCUGUUGAAAUAUACAGUGUUUCAUACAAACCCGAUUAUCGUUUAAUACCCAAAGAUGAGGAACAGUUGUGGUGGGACCGAUUAGCUAAUUGUAAGCCACGAGAGAAGUUUGUACCUGGAUCUAUAGAGUUGCCACCUCUCAUGAGAUUGGUAUUAGAACGAGACAACAAAGACUCUAAUAUUAAAUUGCCAUUAAAAAUUCGAGGUGGACGAGAUAAUGUUGCUCAAACAGAUACCACAAAAAUUGCAUCAUACAGACCAGAUUUUUUCAAAAAUCAACAAAGUAGUUAAUAUUUAUUAUGCAUUGUAUUUAUUAUUAUACAUUUUUUUUUUUCAUAAAUAUUAGAAGGAUUUGUUUUUAA